GUUUGGGCGUCAGGGUCGUGAAGGUAGGACUGCCGGUCUCGGGCGGCCACUUUCCUCUCUCCGGCUGCCCGCAGUCAGAGCAUGUCCCCUAGAACCCGAGGAGCCCCGGCCGGGCUUGCUUAGAGAAGACGCGGACCCCCAGCACUUGGGUCCUGGGCGUUCCGUCCCGCUCCUCUGUCGCUGGAGAACCGCCGGGCUGAGCAACUGGGAGAAGCAGGCCAGAGCUUUCUAGGGCCUCGGGCCCGGGGCCCCGUGGAGGAUGAGCUGGCUCUUUCCCCUGACCAAGAGCGCCUCCUCCUCCUCCGCAGCUGGGUCCCCCGGUGGCCUCACCAGCCUCCAGCAGCAGAAGCAGCGGCUGAUCGAGUCCCUCCGGAACUCACACUCCAGUAUAGCAGAAAUACAGAAAGAUGUGGAAUACAGGUUGCCAUUCACCAUAAACAACCUGACAAUUAACAUUAAUAUAUUGCUCCCUCCACAAUUUCCUCAGGAAAAACCAGUGAUCAGUGUUUAUCCACCAAUACGACAUCACUUAAUGGAUAAACAUGGAGUAUAUGUUACCUCUCCAUUAGUAAACAAUUUUACAAUGCACUCAGAUCUUGGAAAAAUUAUUCAGAGUCUGUUGGAUGAGUUUUGGAAGAAUCCUCCAGUUUUAGCUCCUACUUCAACAGCAUUCCCAUAUUUAUACAGUAACCCAGGUGGGAUGCCUCCUUAUGCUUCUCAGGGGUUUCCAUUUCUUUCUCCAUUUCCCCCACAAGAAGCUAACAGAACUAUCACUUCUUUAUCUGUCGCUGACACUGUUUCCUCUUCAACGACAAGUUAUACAACAGCCAAGCCUGCUGCUCCUUCAUUUGGUGUCCUUUCAAAUCUGCCGUUACCCAUUCCCACGACAGACACUUCAGCACUGAUAAGCCAAAAUGGUUUUGGUUACAAGAUGCCAGAUGUCCCUGAUGUGUUUCCAGAACUCUCAGAGCUAAGUGUGUCACAGCUCACAGAUAUGAAUGAACAGGAGGAGCUGUUACUAGAACAGUUUCUGACUUUGCCUCAACUAAAACAAAUCAUUACCGACAAGGAUGACUUAGUCAAAAGCAUUGAGGAGCUAGCCAGAAAAAAUCUCCUUUUGGAGCCCAGUUUGGAAGCGAAAAGGCAAACUGUUUUAGAUAAGUAUGAAUUGCUUACACAAAUGAAAUCUACUUUCGAAAAGAAGAUGCAAAGGCAGCAUGAACUUAGUGAGAGCUGUAGUGCGAGUGCUCUACAGGCAAGGUUGAAAGUAGCUGCACAUGAAGCUGAGGAAGAAUCUGAUAAUAUUGCUGAAGAUUUCUUGGAGGGAAAAACUGAAAUAGAUGAUUUUCUCAGUAGCUUCAUGGAAAAGAGAACAAUUUGCCACUGCAGAAGAGCCAAGGAAGAGAAACUUCAACAGGUGAUCGCAAUGCACAGCCAAUUUCAUGCUCCACUAUAGAUUUUCCUGAAAACAUGAACUGCCAAGAGAGGAAUGGGACACAAAACUAAGCACAUUUAUAUUUAUGAUUUACAAAUUGGGAUUUCGUCACAGUGGCUGAAUUCAUAGAUAUACUAUAUAGAUUGUAUACAAAUCUGAGAGUGAAUUUGUACAGAUUAGAAUGAUUGCUAUGAUCUUUGCUUUGAGAAAUUUUUCUGCACUAUUUGCACUAAAAAUGUUUAUUUAUUGUUGAUAAAUCUUAUAUUUAAGUUCCACUGCUGUUCCUCUCAUUAUUGAUUAAAUACCUAUGCAUGUAAUUUUAGCUAGUUUCAAUAUUUUAUAAAACUACUUUAUUUAAAUUUGUAUUUUUAAUUUGAAACUGCCUCAUUUAUCAAGAAUGGUCUGUUUAGAUUUUUUUCCUCUCAACCUUUUUUGAAAAAUUACUAUUUUCAACUGUAGAAAGACUCUUAUUUUUUCCCUUUCUUUCUGGAUGAUAAAACUUUCAAAAACAAUUUGUUUUUAAAUGGUCAGGAAACACCACACCUGCCAAUGUGCCGUCUCAAGAAAGAAACUUUUAAUACAUACAAUAAAUCAAAAGAAUAAACCAG
This is a messenger RNA of Equus quagga, 2043 nucleotides long. It is a transcript of the gene VPS37A, whose product is annotated as VPS37A subunit of ESCRT-I. Bases 260 to 1456 code for a protein of 398 amino acids. Gene Ontology annotation, cellular component: ESCRT I complex. NCBI's taxonomy places the organism in Eukaryota, Metazoa, Chordata, Mammalia, Perissodactyla, Equidae. The transcript has 12 exons. The record is from RefSeq and is a predicted model, not a curated record. Gene Ontology annotation, biological process: protein targeting to membrane; ubiquitin-dependent protein catabolic process via the multivesicular body sorting pathway; protein targeting to vacuole.